Lithohypha guttulata is the source of this 1116-nucleotide messenger RNA. RefSeq lists its product as uncharacterized. Gene Ontology annotation, biological process: secondary metabolic process. The record is from RefSeq and is a predicted model, not a curated record. The transcript has a single exon. The coding region runs from base 1 to 1116 and encodes 371 amino acids. Gene Ontology annotation, cellular component: cytosol; cytoplasm. Lineage: Eukaryota; Fungi; Ascomycota; Eurotiomycetes; Chaetothyriales; Trichomeriaceae. Gene Ontology annotation, molecular function: carboxy-lyase activity; hydrolase activity.
AUGACAUCUAUCCAUGCUGAAUCCGACAAGCUACGUUUCCCGCCACUAAUCACUCUCGAAGAGCAUUUCUUCUCCGUUGCAGCAUCAGAAGCACCAUCGGCACAACGGUACAAUGAGCAACUUAAGAACAUACCAGGCCUUCUUGAUAAGCUCAAGGAUCUUGGGUCACUCCGUCUCGAGUCGAUGAACAAGAAUGACAUUACGAUGCAAAUCAUCUCCCACGGACCUACACAGCCUAUAUUAUCUCCGUCUGAUUGCCGUGCAGCUAAUCUACAGCUUCACGAAGCCAUAUGUACCUCAGCAGAAACACGUGAACGCUUUGCGGGAUUUGCAGUCUUACCUAUGAACGAACCCGACGAGGCAGCUAAAGAGCUCGCGUAUUGUGUGGAAGAGCUCGGAUUCGUGGGCGCACUAAUUGACAACCACGCUAACGGCACUACCUACGAAGGUCCUUCCUACAGAUCAUUCUGGUAUACAGUGCAAUCGCUUGGGGUUCCGAUCUAUAUUCACCCUACAUGGUCGACCGAACAGCAGCGAAAGGGCGUGUUUCCCGAUCUCAAGCCAGAUGGGAACGGCACGAACGGCGGCAUCGACGAAGCUACUGUCCUGAGCGGAAGUGCUGUUGAAUCUCUCAUGGCUAGCUCUUGGGGCUGGCACUCCGAUGUAGCGAUGCACAUUUUCAAGCUUUUCGCGUCUGGCACGUUCGACAAGUUUCCUCGUCUAAAGCUCAUCGUUGGACACUUCGGCGAGAUGAUACCAUUUAUGCUCGACCGCACAAUCCAGCUAAGUCCGAGGUGGAACGAUCCGCCCCUACGGCGUAAUUUCAAGACUGUCUAUGAUGAGAAUUUGUGGAUCACAACUAGUGGUAUUUGGAGUCUAGACCCAUUACGAUGCAUCUUAGCGAACACGAAGAAAGACCAUAUACUUUUCAGCGUUGAUUAUCCAUUUGCGCAGAACGAGUCAGGAAAGAAGUGGAUGAAUGACCUGCUGAGCAGUGGUCUGUGUGAUCAAGAGACGAUUGAUAUGGUUGGUUACAAGAACUCUGAGAAACUGCUAGGUGUCAGGACCAGGAGGCCCGAUGAAGAACGAGCGGAAGACGAUAAAUUGCAGGAGUGA